Protopolystoma xenopodis is the source of this 393-nucleotide messenger RNA. The record is from the annotation of a GenBank genome assembly. Lineage: Eukaryota; Metazoa; Platyhelminthes; Monogenea; Polystomatidea; Polystomatidae.
AUGGUGGAAUGGAACAGCGAAGCCGUGUCUCUGGACCUCAUGGAAAUGCAUAUGGCCGUUCAGAACCGAGUCCGUCUUCGCCGACGUGCUAAUAGCAUCGGCGUUACCACAGGUCUGGGCCAUCAGGACAACAAAUUAUCAUCAUUUCCACCAGAUUAUUUGGAUGGCGAAUUCGAGUCUUCGGGCCUGCUCCUGUCGAACGACGGUCGUUCUUUGCCUCUGACCUCAACCUCAACUGUUGUGCGCCACUCGGAGUCGUGUGUAGCUUCGAGUGGCGUGGAACACUUUCUGAACAUCGGUUCUGACAUAAUCUUAACUGAAAUCUCAUGUCCUCUUAUUUGGAACAUUCUUCUUGUUUUAUGCUCCCUGUUCUGGGCAAGCAGACAAACAUAG